UUCCGCCCUCCCCUCGCCAGAACGCUACUAGCCACACUCUCUCUUGAGGCCGCCAGACAUGUACGAGUACGACCCUGGAGGCAGCUCCUCGUCCCGGCCGCACGGCAAGGAGGAGCUGAAGCCGGAAGAGGUUCUCUACACGGCGUCCGCGUCCGCCGACCUCUACUCCUUGCACGCCCUGCUGCGGGGUUACGGCCUGGCCAUGGACGAGCGCCAUGUGUCCAGGAGCAACAAAGCGCACCACGGCGAGCUCAAGUGGUUGCUUGCGGCUCGGGCCUUCGUCUUCUCCCUCCCGCAGCUCCUCGUGGGCGGCCCUAAAGAUGCUAGGCAGCUGCACCGGGCCGGCGGGCUGCGGCCUCUCCUCGACGGCACCCCAAGGCCGUACGCCGCCUUGGUCUGCCAAGCCUGUAAGAGGGUCGGCUCCGAGCCCUGCCCAAAGUGCAGCGAGUCCCGCAACAAGAUUCUGGAUCACGGCGUUAUUGCCGACGAGCAGGACAAGGUUGUCCUUUUUUAUCCAACCCAAGACCACAUGCAGUCUGAAAUGAGUGAACACCCACAAUUGAAGCUGAGGUUCAUGAGUGGAAUGGCUUGGCUAAGAUUUGAGGCGGAUGCAAUGACUAAUCUCUUGAAGCUCACGCUCGUUUUUGAUGCCAUCCCCCAAAUGGACCAACGGCUUGAACUUUUUUCGGAGUCUGAGCAGUGGAAACAAUAUCUACAUGGUACUGCAUUAAUCAGCAUCGAGCAUAUGACAGACCUUAGAGAGGUCUCCGCAAAAUUUGGGGCUGCAGCUGCUGAUCUAGAGUAUGUCUCCAGUAAUCAUCCUAUAAUUGACGUGCAACUGGUGGAUUCUGGUUCCCAUGGUGAUAAAAGGAUAUCAGUAAGGUCACCGGAGUCCACUUCCUGCCCGUUGCAUGUUCCAGGAGCAGGAGCUGGUGGAGAGGUCUCAUGGGGCAAUAUCAUUGGUGUGAUAGGUCAUGACCUCUUAAUCCAUUGCAUCCACCGCCUCUCCAGGUGGGAAUAUGGCGCCAUCGCCUCCCUCAACCGUGAUUUCAAUUCGGUGGUUCGCAGCGGAGACAUCUACCGCCUGCGUCGCAAGAAUGGGGUCACAGAGCACUGGCUCUACCUCUCCUGCAAUAAUAAUCCCCACAAGUGGAAGGCUUAUGACCCGUCCACUGGGCGCUGGAUCCAAGUGCCCAAGAUGCCACCGACUCAAAGCUCCUACUGGGAUUCGCUUGCUGUAGGAACCGAGCUGCUGGUGUUUGGGGGCUACGGAAGGGUUGCCUUGAGAUAUAGCAUCCUUACCAAUUCAUGGACAUGGCUGGCUGAUGUGAUGAACAACCCGCGGUACUGGUUUGGGUCAGCAAGUGUCGGUGAAAAGGCGUAUGUCGCGGGAGGCAAGGAUUCUUCUUCUGGUAAUGUAUUAAGCUCUGCAGAGAUGUAUGACUCCGAGAAACAUACUUGGACACCCCUUCCAAGCAUGAAUAGGGCUAGGUACGGAUGCUCUGGUGCGUUCAUGGAUGGAAAGUUCUAUGUGAUCGGUGGUGUUAGCAGUAGGCACGAGGUAUUGACAUGCGGUGAGGAGUAUGACUUGAACCGGCGGUCAUGGAGGGUCAUCGACAACAUGUCUCAGGGCCUCAACGAGACAAUCAUGGGGGCUCCUCUGCUACUUGCAGUUGUAAACAGUGAGCUUUAUGCUGCUGAUUACAGAGAGAAUAAUGAUUUGAAGCAGUAUGAUAAGCUGGACAACAAGUGGAUCACUCUUGGCAAAUUGCCUGUACGGUCUAAGUACAAAGAUGGCUGGGACAUGGGUUUCCGAGAAUGUGGUGACCGGCUGAUUGUUAUUGGGCCUCCAAACAAUUCUACUGAUGAAAAGGUGGUGGAGCUUCAUUCAUGGAUCCCGGAUGAGGAACCGCCUGUAUGGAAUUUGGUUGCAACUCAGCAAUUUACCAGUGAGGGGCCGUUUUUGUACUGCGCUGUGAUGGGUUGCUGAGUCAGUCCACUGAAGAACGACUCGAUGCAUGCAUAAUUACCAUGUGCUGCCAGCUGGGCGAGCCUCAUUCUCAAGUUUGAAUUUCCUGGGAGCAUCAGUGCUACAAAAAUGGAAGACAUAAAUGAAUUUCAGGGGGAAGGGCCUAAACAAGCAUCCGGACAUUUUAGUUCCUAGCUAUUAAUUAUUGUUGCAAUUUGGAUUCCAAAAAUGUUUCGACUCUUUCCACGGCAUUCUUAUGAUCUUCAUUUUCAUCACCAACUUUAAAUGUACUUUAUCUGUACCGUAGCACGUUACUGUGGGUUACGUUUGAACAUCAAGUUGAGUCUCUAGCUUGCCCUUUUC
This is a messenger RNA of Triticum dicoccoides, 2332 nucleotides long. Its product is annotated as F-box/kelch-repeat protein At1g26930-like. The coding region runs from base 59 to 1990 and encodes 643 amino acids. Lineage: Eukaryota; Viridiplantae; Streptophyta; Magnoliopsida; Poales; Poaceae. The transcript has 5 exons. The record is from RefSeq and is a predicted model, not a curated record. Gene Ontology annotation, molecular function: protein binding. Gene Ontology annotation, cellular component: nucleus.